AUGUUUAGUUUAAGACACGAUGAAUGUCUCUUCUCAAUAUUACCUCAACUUUUUUCUAUGGAGAAUAUUGAUUCUCAUAGAAGACAAAUACUUGCUUUUCUAUAUUCACGAUUUAUGCGUUUUGUUAUUUCGUUCGAACUUGAUAAAGAUUAUAUUCUACCAACAUUAGUUAAUGAUGACAAUUUGUUCUUUCCUCAAUCAUCUCAUCUUACUCAUAUUCGUAUCACAUUACGUUACUUCAAUGAUUGUAUUCUUCUACUCAAUCAAUUAGGCGCACAACUUCACUCGUUGAGUGUGAGUGUUACCCUUAUCAAUAUACGACAAUAUAGGACAAUAUCACGAAUGACAUCGACAUCUUGUCCUUAUUUGAAAGAAUUAACAAUAACAAAUUAUCGUAAUAUUUCUGCUGUUGGUGUAAAGAAAUUUGUACCACAUCACUUUAUUGAUGGAUACGAUUUACAAAGAGAUAUUAUUUCUUAUAUGCCUCAUUUACGUCAAUUUCAUUUUCAUAUUCGUUCAAUAGUAGCAUAUGCUUCUCAUAUAGAUAUCGAUACAAUUCGUCAAAGUUUUGUUCAUCAACCACAAUCUGUUGAUUGUGUACUUGAUUAUUUCAAUAAUAGAUGUGGUCAAUAUCAAAUUUUUUCACUUCCAUUUAUUGGUACUCGUCUUGAUUUUAUCUCAAAUCGAUUUCCACUUUUCGAUGAAAAUAAAAAUACUUUUUCAAAUGUUACAACAAUAUUACUUUUUGAUGAUGUCAAUCCUUUUGAAUAUAAUUUUUUUAGACUUGUUUCUCGAGCUUUAUCUUAUCUUAAAUCACUUGAAGUAUUUAAUCGACUUGAACAAGAAGAGAAAACAAUGAUAACAACAAAUUUAAUUGAAUUUCCUCAUUUGGCAACACUUAUCUUGGAUGAUAUACAUAUGGAUUAUGCUGAACAAUUUCUUUGUCGAACUCAUCUUCCAUGUUUAGUAGAACUUCUCAUUCAUUAUGAACAAUUAUCAACAAUAAUCGUUCAACAUCCAGAAGAAGCUAGAAAUAACUGUUCAAAAAUCGAAUUUCUUUAUUUUGUUGAUGUAUCUACUGAUCCAACAGAUUCUCUUCUCCAUUUUUUUCCAAACUUGUACUGUGAAAUUAGUAAAAGUACUUGA
Messenger RNA from Rotaria sp. Silwood1, 1146 nucleotides. The record is from the annotation of a GenBank genome assembly. Lineage: Eukaryota; Metazoa; Rotifera; Eurotatoria; Philodinida; Philodinidae.